UUCCCUAGCUUUAAUUGCCAUUCUGUCUCCAAAAGUCUACUGAAAAUUUGCUCUGUCGUCAAUCUCCGCGGAUCCUGAUCGGAUCGUUGGAAGCUCAGAGUCUGAAUUUGGAGGGCGGAGGAUGGAGAACGCCGACGUGUUUGGCUCGUCGACUUGGCACGACUUCUUGGAGCGCAUGCGACAACCCUCCGCCGCCGAUUUCGUCAAAGCCAUCAAGAGUUUUAUUGUGUCAUUUUUGAACAACCCUCCUGAUCCAGAAAGGGAUAGUGCUGCGGUGCAAGAGUUUCUUAGCAACAUGGAAGCGGCCUUCAGGACUCAUUCGCUUUGGGCUGGUUGUUUAGAGGAGGAACUGGAGAGUGCUGGUGAAGGGCUGGAGAAGUAUGUCAUGACAAAGUUAUUUAACCGUGUAUUUGCUUCAGUUCCAGAUGAUGUCAUAGUUGAUCAACAACUACAUGAAAAGAUGGCUUUAAUUCAACAAUUUAUACAGCCAGAUAAUUUGGAUAUCAAACCAACUUUUCAAAAUGAAACAUCAUGGUUGCUUGCACAGAAAGAGCUACAAAAGAUCAACAUGUACAAGGCACCAAAAGACAAACUUGUUUGUAUCCUUAAUUGUUGCAAAGUCAUCAAUAACUUACUGCAUAAUGCUUCUGUUGCUUCGAAUGAGAAUACUCCUGGAGCUGAUGAAUUUCUUCCAGUUCUCAUUUAUGUUACAAUAAAGGCAAACCCUCCACAACUGCACUCGAAUUUGUUAUACAUACAACGUUACAGGCGCCAAUCACGAUUGGUUGCAGAAACAGCCUAUUUUUUCACAAACAUGCUCUCAGCUGAGUCUUUCAUUUUGAACAUUGAUGCAAAUUCCAUUUCGAUGGAUGAAACUGAGUAUGAAAAGAAUAUGGAAUCUGCUCGUUCUGUUCUGUCCGGCCUUUCAGCUGAUUCUGAGAAUCUGUCUGUGGAACCCAAACAAGAAGCAUUGAAUACAAAGAAGCAUCAGGACCGUCCAAUAAAACCUCAGAUCUCACUCGGUUCCUCUGAAAUGAAAUUCAGGAAUAGGGAGGAAACACCUGGGAAAGAUCAGCGGCCACUACAUGAAGUUCCAUCCAUGACAGAUUUGGAGAAUAAAGGGGCAUCUAUGCUUUUGAAGGAGGAUCAAGCAAGUCGAAUCUUUCAGGAUUUCCCGUAUUUGUUUUCUCAGGCCGGUGAUCUUACAGUCAACGACGUAGAACAGCUUCUGAAUAAUUACAAACAACUCGUUUUCAAGUAUGUUUGUCUUUCUAAAGGAUUGGGUGUGGCAAACCCUUCUCCUCCGUUGUCUGUUUCGCAAAGUCAAUCCCAACAUCAAACUGAAAAUGUGAAGGAAUCUGAAGAUUCUAGUGCAGUCUCACUGCUUGGAGUGGAAAAUUCUGAAUACAAGAUACCCCAAGAUGAAUCAGUAGAAUCUCAAAGCGAGGGAAAUGAUGAGAUUUCCCACAGUUAAAUUCAGUAUACAUGCUAUAUAUGUAGAAUGUAAAAUGGUUAAAUGCAAUGGUGGGCAUUGGGGUCUUUUCCAGAUUUCUUGCUUUGAGUUUGAUGACAAUCAUGUCUGUAUCUUUUGGGUCACAAUUAGCUAGUUUUUCAAUAUAUUUUUUUUUUGGUUACAUAGAGAGGAAAAGAAACAGUGGAAGGUGAAUUUGCUUUCUCAAAUCUAUUGGAAUUAUUUCUUUUAAGCAGAUGUAGCAGUUUUUCAGCUUGAGUAUCUAUGCAUAAGUUGCAUGUUUUUGUGUAAAUUUGCUUGCUCAUUGGAAAUUUAAUGUUUGUUCCCUCC
Molecule: messenger RNA, 1801 nt
Organism: Camellia sinensis
Lineage: Eukaryota; Viridiplantae; Streptophyta; Magnoliopsida; Ericales; Theaceae
Product: vacuolar protein sorting-associated protein 9A
Biological process (GO): vesicle-mediated transport
Cellular component (GO): cytosol; endocytic vesicle
Molecular function (GO): small GTPase binding; guanyl-nucleotide exchange factor activity
Source: RefSeq, a predicted model, not a curated record